UUGACACUGAGCGGAUCGUUUCCACACUAAAACACUGCUGCCCGUUCAAAAUGACUCCGACACGUUUCACGGACUUUUGAUAUACGUGUUUCUUCUUCUUCUUCUUCUUCUUCUUCUUCUUCUUCUUCUUCUCGACAGUUGAGCUGCUGAAGAUGAGCUCAAAGACUGAAGACACAGAGGAGGGCCUGCAGGCCGAGCUCCGAGCUCAGGCCGAACACUGGCAGGGCGUGGCGACGAUCUGUGAGCUGAGCAAACAGGAGGAACUGGCAGAGCUGCAAAAACAAUGUGAUCAAGAGAUCCAGUCCCUGCAGGAGGCCCUGAGAGAGACGGCAGCGCAGUAUGAGGCCCGGAUAUCCGUCCUUCAGUCUGCGGAGUGGAGGAGAGCCAGUGGACAGACCGUGAUCAGUGAACGGAGAGGCAGGACGGAGGCAGAAGUCCCCAGCAAUGAAUCCACCGCAUCGAUCACCAACAGCCUGACGGAGGCCGAGGCCGCGCUGCCGACGGACAGGAGGCACAACCAAUCAGCGGAGCUGGAGGCGGUGGCGGAGGGAGAAGGGGCUCCUCUUUCGUCAGAGGCGUAUUUUUCACUGCGGCACUGCGACUCGGCCUCGUUAUCCUCCUUCUCUUUGGACACGCCCUCUCUGCCCAGAAAACUCCACGCUCAGGAGGACACCGACUCUCUGGUCUCCACAGGAACAUUGGUGCCGGAAGCCAUCUACCUGCCGCCGGCUGGUCACCGGCUCAUCACGCACGGCGACUGGGAUGCACUCAAUGCUCAGGUGUCAGAGCUGCGAGGGGAGGCGAGUCGGUUGCAGGCUGAGAAGGAGGAGCUGGAGAGGGAGCUGGACACACAGACCAACCACACACACAAGCAGGUAUCAAUGCUCCAGUGUCAGGUCCACACUUCAGAGGCCCUCCUCCAGGAUUUGCAGAAAUCUUUCAGCCAAUCACAGAAUGCCGUGCAGAGUCGGCUGGCAGAGUUGUCGUUUUCCCAGAGGAAGGUGUGCAGUGAGCUGUCCAGACUGAAAGGAGAGGAGGUGGAGGAGGAGGGACCAGACUCUUCAUCGUUCCCAGCAACGCUGCAGGGGGCGCACUCUGAGGAGCGGCUCCGCAUCGAGAUUGUCAACCUGAGGGAGCAGCUGGACACCCGGACAGAGGAGAACGAAGUUUUAGAAGUGCAGCUGUCCAGUCUGAAGACGGAGACGGAGAGGAUCCAGAGUCAGAAGGACCAGCUGCAGGCUGAACUGCUGGCCUGCCGCACUGAACUGGACGCCCUGCGGGUGGCGCUGUCUCACGUGCAUUGCACCAACAAGACCCUCACUGAUGAUAAAGCGUCUCUGCAUCAACAGUGUCUGGAGCUGCGCAGCCAAGUGAUCAGUAUGCGCUCGCAGGCCGACACCGUCCAGACCGUCCAGAGGGACUUUGUCCAGCUCUCCCAGUCGCUGCAGGUGAAGCUGGAGGUAAUUCGGCAGGCUGAGAGUCUUGAACAAGUCAGAGAAAUCCUGGAGGAGGGAGUCAGUGAAGCUGGUUCCCCGCCUGCAGACGCUUCCUGAGUUUAUA
Molecule: messenger RNA, 1560 nt
Organism: Anarrhichthys ocellatus (wolf-eel)
Lineage: Eukaryota; Metazoa; Chordata; Actinopteri; Perciformes; Anarhichadidae
Gene: rabep2
Product: rabaptin, RAB GTPase binding effector protein 2
Exons: 12
Coding region: 153-1553 (466 amino acids)
Biological process (GO): endocytosis
Cellular component (GO): intracellular membrane-bounded organelle
Molecular function (GO): GTPase activator activity
Source: RefSeq, a predicted model, not a curated record